Messenger RNA from Benincasa hispida (wax gourd), 1560 nucleotides. RefSeq names its product F-box protein At5g49610-like. NCBI's taxonomy places the organism in Eukaryota, Viridiplantae, Streptophyta, Magnoliopsida, Cucurbitales, Cucurbitaceae. The record is from RefSeq and is a predicted model, not a curated record. Gene Ontology annotation, molecular function: protein binding.
ACUACUCAAAAGGUACGAGAAGGUAGCAGAGAUAUUUUAUGUGUAUGUCAAAGACAUAUAUUUGCCCUUUGGGCUCUGCUAAGGACCAAAGUUCUCUAAUGUAUGCAUCAAAAAGCAACCAAAUGCCUGAUUCAGAAAAGAAACAAAUAAAUAAAUGAGAUUCCCAUGUGGGUCAGACCAUACAGAUCAACGUUCAUGUGGCCACACAUUUCAAUGCUUUUCAAUAAUUCAUCUGGAAUGAUUGCAUUUCAAUCAUCAGUUGUGGCUGCACUGCAUAUAUACAAUUUACUAACCUUUUGAUGAAAAAUUUCACUCUUUUCAUCAACCAUGUGGAGUAGCCUUCCUUUUGAUCUCCUUGCCAACAUCUUCUCCUUCCUAUCCCCAGACUCUUUGGCAAGAGCUAGAUCAGCUUGCAAGCAUUGGCACAAGUGCGUAGAUACUUGCCCUUUGAACACCGAGUCAAUUCUAUCGCAGUAUCAUCCUUCAUGGUUCAUCGCCUUGCCCUUGCGGGCACACAAGCUAUGUUUUGCUCAUAAUCCAAUUCUUGAUAAUUGGCAUAAGCUCUCACUUGAGUUCCUUCCUGAUUUAGUUAAACCAAUUGCCCCUGUUGGUAGUCUUCUGCUUUUAAGAUCCAUAAGUUCUGUUCUACAAUUGAUCAUAUGCAAUCCAUUCACAAGCCAAUUUCGGUAUCUUCCGAGGCCAAACAUCAUUAGGACUAAUCCAGCAGUGGGAGUUGUGAUGCAAAACACAGGCCAAGACUCUCAGUUUCCAGACUUCAAUGUCUAUGUAGCAGGAGGGAUGUCAGCGGCACCACAAGGUGGCACCAUAUAUGAAUCCAAGUUGGAAAUGUACGACUCUAGAAACGACUCAUGGAAAAUUGUAGGAUCACUGCCAGUGGAAUUUGCUGUGAGAUUAACCGUCUGGACUCAUAAUGAGAGUGUGUAUUCUAAAGGAGUUCUGUAUUGGAUAACCUCUGCAAGGGCAUUCAGUGUGAUGGGCUUUGAGAUUGACUCAAACAAUUGCAGGGAAUUGCAGGUGCCAAUGGCUGAUCGACUUGAAUUUGCUACACUUACAUCUCGAAAUGGAAGGCUCGCAUUAGUUGGCGGCAUAUGUGGGGAAGAAGCCUGUGUUUGGGAGUAUGGAGAUGGAGAUAUGUGGGUAUUGGUUGAGAAGGUGCCAAAUGAGUUGGGGAUAAAACUUGUAGGAGGAAGUCAUGGAAGCUGGAUAAACACCAAGUGUGUAGGCAACAAUGAGGUUAUGUGCUUGUAUAAGGAGCUAGGAAAUGGAAUGGUAAUCUGGAGAGAAAGAAAAGAGAAGAAUAAAUGGGAAUGGGUUUGGAUUGAUGGAUGUUCUCAAAUUAGAAGCAAAAGAGUACAUAACUUGCCAAUAAAAGGACUGCUUCUUCAACCAAGCCUUGCUCCUUUUGCAUUUAACUCAAGUUACACACUUUGAUAUAGCGAAUUCUUCAAUCCUAAAAAUAAGAGUAGCAUAACCAUUUUCUUUAUUUUGUAUACAACGGAACUUACUAUUUUGCAGUGCCCAUUGAUCUCUGAAUGUCUA